ACCGCGCGAUGUGCAGCACCACGCUCGCAGCACUACGCCGUCACACGUUGCACUUACGCGCCUGACAUGACCCGACAACAGUGAACUACCAAUUUGACAUUUUAGUUUUUUUUUUCUCAGCGACUAAUUUAUUUUUUUAAUGUGAAGUGCAGUGCCGCCGCCAGGAUUGCGCGGUUUCGGAUUUAAUUAGAAAAGUCGUUGGCUAAGAAGGUUUUGUUACGCGUUACGAUCGUCAGUUCGAACACAUGACUCCAUAAUCCGCGCGACACAAACGUUAUCAUAAUCAGACAAGAUGGUGGACACGCAGCACUUUUGCCUGCGCUGGAACAACUACCAGAGCAGUAUCACCAGCGCCUUUGAAAACCUCAGGGACGACGAGGAUUUCGUUGACGUCACCCUCGCUUGCGAUGGCAGGAGCCUCAAAGCUCAUAGAGUCGUGCUGUCCGCCUGCAGCCCUUACUUCAGGGAGCUUUUAAAGUCGACGCCAUGCAAGCACCCAGUGAUUGUGCUCCAAGACGUGGCCUUCACGGAUCUGAACGCGCUCGUCGAGUUCAUCUACCACGGCGAGGUGAACGUGCACCAGCGCAGCCUUUCAUCCUUCCUCAAGACCGCCGAGGUCCUGCGCGUCUCCGGACUCACGCAGAAUGAUGACGCUCAAGGGCCGCUCCUCCAGAACUUAACGCGCGCCGCUGCCGCAACGGUGUCGUCUCCACGCACGCCUCCACAUCCCGUGCACACGCCGCACACACCGCACACACCACAUACCCCGCACACGCCCGGCUACACCGACAAGCUGGAGGAGGCACUGUUGUCGCACCCGCCGGCCGCGCAGGCCCUGCUGCGUCGCGCCCCACCGCCACCGCGCCGCCUCAGCCGCUCCGCCGACAACUCGCCCGACGUCAUCAAGCGCAUCCGCCACGACAACAAUAACGACCAGCCGCAGAUACACGCCGCCGACUUCUCCACUAAGAACCACUCGAUGGUGAACAACGCGCGCGCGCACGACCAGGGCAAUGGGAACGGCAUCUCCAACUCUUCCUCUUCACCCUCCCCGCGCCUCGAGGACGUCAAACACGAGCCCAUUGAUAUGAUCUGCGCCUCCAACGCGGACCUGGACCGCAGCGCUGACGAUACACCGCCGCACUCGCAUCACCGCUCCAUGGGCGGACCUCCGUCGCGUGGCAGCUCGGCAGAAGCCGACGACCGCACGCCACCGCCGCAAUUGCCGCCCUCGCCUUUCAUACCGCCGGCCGACACUAAGCUCUUUGCCCCAUCCAACACUUACAACUUCACCAUGGCGGCUCUCACUGAACAUUCAUCUUUGACCGGUCUGCCGAGCCCGCUGGCACCCGACGGCAUGGCCAGCACGUCUCAAGGUGGCGCCCGCACCCCCCAGGAAGAUUACAGAUGCGAGCCCUGUAACAAGAGCUUGUCCUCCCUGACACGGCUCAAACGGCACAUUCAGAACGUUCACAUGAGGCCCUCGAGGGAGCCCGUCUGUAAUAUUUGCCGACGGGUAUACUCCAGCCUGAAUAGUCUGAGAAACCACAAGUCGAUCUACCACCGCAAGCAGCAACCGCCCUCCGCCACCGGACAGGGCCCCUUCUACCCCGUCAAUUGACGCCCGUCACAUCCGUCGCCGAUUACGUUGCCAUUCGAAGAACUAAAGCUGCCAUCCUUUACCACCUAAAACGCCAUAGUCUUGCCCUUAGAAAAUUGUUAAGUUUACGAAAACAGAUUUGUAAAGCGAUAUGUUCCUAACAUUUGUACAUAGCAUAGUUUUACGUGUACUUUGCAUGCGCACCGCCAGGCUACCCUAUAUAAUUUGUCCUGAGGUCGUUACUAAAACCCAAGGCAGGCGCGAACGUACCGCGCGGCCGCCCCGGCGCCGGCGCGCUACGCUCACGCCCCUCUCUGGAACCAAUUGGAACUAUAAUCGGUACACGCAUAACCACCAACUUUAAAAUUUAAUUGAGCGCAUUAGUCAAAUUCGAUUGAUCACGUUAAAUUGCCUCUACAAGCCAUGUCGGUUCGCUAAAUUGCCACCUAACAGAGUGGCGCUAAAUCGUGCCAAUUGGUUCCGAACGAAUGGGACCCGUUGGAGCUUCGCAGUGGUGUUGGGACCUAUGGCCCCGACGUGGGGGUCGGUUGACUAAUGCGCUAAUGUUGGUUGUUAUGUGUGGCGCAGUGGGCCCCCUGGGCGCGGGGCACCGCUGCGAGGU
Papilio machaon (common yellow swallowtail) is the source of this 2222-nucleotide messenger RNA. RefSeq names its product broad-complex core protein isoforms 1/2/3/4/5 (gene br). Gene Ontology annotation, molecular function: protein binding. The record is from RefSeq and is a predicted model, not a curated record. The transcript is spliced from 8 exons. Gene Ontology annotation, cellular component: nucleus. Gene Ontology annotation, biological process: regulation of transcription by RNA polymerase II. Bases 293 to 1621 code for a protein of 442 amino acids. NCBI's taxonomy places the organism in Eukaryota, Metazoa, Arthropoda, Insecta, Lepidoptera, Papilionidae.